Molecule: messenger RNA, 219 nt
Organism: Iphiclides podalirius (scarce swallowtail)
Lineage: Eukaryota; Metazoa; Arthropoda; Insecta; Lepidoptera; Papilionidae
Source: the annotation of a GenBank genome assembly
AUGACCUGGAGAAGCCCAUUGCUGAAUGGAUAUGUCCUAUUGGACCACAGUGAACCGGUUGUUCAGCCAUGUUGGUUGUGCGGAAAUCGAAGUGUUGUAAAGGAUUUACAAGAUGUACAAAUAGUUAAAAUGUCAACAAAUUCUAUGAAGGAUGUACCGGAAGUAGAUGCAAGCAAAAAAGUUCAAGAAGCGGUCCAUAGAUUCAAGCUGUAUGUCAAG